GUCCUCCGCCGCCCUGGCGCCGCCCGCGCGGACUCGCUGUAGAAUCCGCGGCGGAGGGGGCGAAGGGUCUGCGCGGCGCUGCGUCCGGGGGACAGUGGGCGCCAACAUUCGCGCGUUCCGCACACGCGGGCGGGCUCCCUUCCAGCCGCAGCCGGACGACCCCGGAGCCGUCGGGCCGGGCCGGAGUGUGGAGCAGGGCGGCCGCGGGCCUGCUGGCCUUGGGAGGGCAGAGAGGUGCCUGUUGCGGCCGGCGAUCUCCCUGCCAGGCCGGGCGGUCCCCGCGCACAACGCGCCUGCGCGGGAGGCCCCCAGCCCGGGGUCUGGCGUGGAGGCCGCAGGCGGCCAGCCUAGGGGGUGGGAGGAAGGGCCGGGAGUGGGCGCGGUGGGCGAGAGCGGGUGCGGACGCUGACGACAUCUCCGUCGCACCCGGGCCUCGAGGAGGACUUCAGGCCGCGCAGAGCUCGAAGACUUGUACAUUUUUCUAGGGGCACUAUUUAUUUGUGACCACAAUGAAAAAUGUAGACAGUGAUGAUCUGGUAACUGGCGCACUUCCCAAGCUCAAGAGCUCAAAAGAAUGGUUGGAGCCCAAGCCCCUAUGUUUUAUGGAGGUCUUAGCUAAAGAAGAUACUGAGGCAGCUGUUCAAUCAAUAUUAUACAGAGAAAAUUAUGUAAUUAAGGAACUAAAUAAGUAUUUACAACAUCAUGCCUUCUUAAAUGCAAGAAGAAAGGAGAUGUUAUAUAAAAGAUGGGUUGACCAUGUGGCAGAUCCUCUUCAGAAGAAAAUUAUAGAAAAAGUUUGCUCACAUAAGAAGAUUAAGAAGAGGAGGCAAGAGGAAUUAGAUGGCUUUUUAAAACAUGUAAAUAAGAAGGGAAAUGCAUUUAUAGAACAUUAUGAUCCAAAAGAGUAUGAUCCCUUUUAUAUGAGCAAGAAGGACCCCAGUUUUCUGAAGGUUACCAUCCCACCAUUUCGUGACCCUUUGAAAAAAGCACAAUAUGACAAGGAUAAUGAAAAAAGAACUCUUCUUCAGUGUGAGACUGGCAAAAUAUAUUCAAUAAAAGAAUUCAAAGAAGUUGAGAAGGCUCAGCUGUAUUCCAGAUUCCCACAAAUUUCUAAUUCAAGGCACUUUAUGACUCCAAAUGAGUGGCUGAAACUGCCUACAAGAUACAUAGAAAGUGAAUUUUGUAAAAGGAGAAGGUUAAAAGUGAAAGUGAAUUUUAACGACUGUAGUUUUGAUUUGAAACCCUUGGCAAGAGCUCCUUAUCUUUUGGAAUCCCAGGAAGAAGAAAAAACAGUUAUUUACAAAAACAAAGGGUCAUCCUUUCUAGAAAGAGAACCGCUGUGUUAUCGAGACGGAAAGAAUCCAAGUGCCAAAGAGGCCACCUCUGAAGGGUAUUUUUCUUCCUUGAGCCUCAGCCAGGAAGGAGGCGAACGAGAGGAAGACCAGAAUGGGUCUCCCUCCCCCCAUUUGAGGCUGCUGAAGCCGGAGCUACAAGAAAGAAGAGGGAGGUUUCAGCAACCAAGGAGCACGCACUCUGAUCCUUGAUUGGUGAAAGGAUACGCAAAAUCAGGCUGCUUCAGAGGAAAUCAUGUGCUCGCAGGAAUCAGGGUGAAGGCCAAGGAAGGCAGUCAAGAAUUGUCCUGUCUCUAAAAAAAAGCAUCUGCAACAAACUUCCUUUAAUUUUUGAGUCCAGUGUCUGUGAUAAUUAAGAAAUGGCAAUACCAUGUAUUUUCCCCGGAAGUUAAGAAAUAUUGCUGAAUGAACCAAUAAAAAUAAUUACAGCUCCCU
Messenger RNA from Piliocolobus tephrosceles (Ugandan red Colobus), 1787 nucleotides. RefSeq names its product family with sequence similarity 228 member B (gene FAM228B). NCBI's taxonomy places the organism in Eukaryota, Metazoa, Chordata, Mammalia, Primates, Cercopithecidae. The record is from RefSeq and is a predicted model, not a curated record.